GUCACUUCUAGAAGCAUUCCACCCUCACGCCAGUGAUGACUGGGGCUUUUCUGGCCUGAUAAAUUCCAGAAGCCACAGCAACCCAGACAAGCAGAGUCCCUGGUGAUGGCCCACAGGCACUGGGAGCAGGACGGACAGAUCUCUCCUGCAGCCAGCACAGGCCCCCUGUCUACCUCAGUAUUAUGCUCUGGAGCCAAGUUAGGUGAGGAUGCGUCAACAGACCCAAAUAUAGACUCAGGACUUUACAAACUGAAUGGCAUCUCCUAGGACUAAACAAGAAAGUCACACUAAUAAGCAUCCUCUAGGUUUUCAGCAGAAACAAGGAAGGGGCGGGAGCUGUUUACACUCCUGCUGGACCAACAGGCCAGGGAGAGAUAUAAAAGCCGACAGCCCAGAGCACCUAACACACACUCACACACACACACACACUCACCCACUCACUCCCAUCUGCCCCAGCUCAACCCCAGCAUGGCCGCGUCCACCAUGUCCGUCUGCUCCAGCAACCUGAGCUACGGCAGCCGCGUCUGCCUGCCCGGCUCCUGUGACUCUUGCUCCGACUCCUGGCAGGUGGACGACUGCCCAGAGAGCUGCUGCGAGCCCCCCUGCUGCGCCCCCAGCUGCUGUGCCCCGGCCCCCUGCCUGACCCUGGUCUGCACCCCAGUGAGCUGUGUGUCCAGCCCCUGCUGCCAGGCGGCCUGUGAGCCCAGCCCCUGCCAGUCGGGCUGCACCAGCUCCUGCACGCCCUCGUGCUGCCAGCAGUCUGGCUGCCAGCCAGCUUGUUGUACCUCCUCCUCCUGCCAGCAGGCCUGCUCUGUGCCUGUCUGCUGCAAGCCCGUGUGCUGCGUGCCCACCUGCUCUGAGGGCUCCUCUUCAUGCUGCCAACAGUCUAACUGUGUGAGCUGUGUGUCCAGCCCCUGCUGCCAGGCAGCUUGUGAGCCCAGCCCCUGCCAAUCAGGCUGCACCAGCUCCUGCAUGCCCUCAUGCUGCCAGCAGUCUAGCUGCCAGCCAGCUUGCUGCACCUCCUCCCCCUGCCAGCAGGCCUGCUGUGUGCCCCUCUGCUACAAGUCUGUCUGCUGCAAACCUGUCUGCUGUGUGCCCACCUGCUCUGAGGAUUCCUCUUCAUGCUGCCAGCAGUCUAGCUGCCAGCCAGCUUGUUGUACCUCCUCCCCCUGUCAGCAGGCCUGCUGUGUGCCUAUCUGCUGCAAGUCCAUCUGCUGCAAGACCGUGUGCUGUGUGCCUGUCUGCUCAGAGUCCUCCUUUUCAUGCUGCCAGCAGUCUAGCUGCCAGCCAGCCUGCUGCACCACCUCCUGCUGCAGACCCUCCUCCUCCAUGUCCCUGCUCUGCCGCCCCGUGUGCAGGCCUGCCUGCUGCGUGCCCGUCCCCUCCUGCUGUGCCCCCGCCUCCUCCUGCUGUGCCCCCGCCUCCUCCUGCCAGCCCAGCUGCUGCCGCCCGGCCUCCUGCGUGUCCCUCCUCUGCCGCCCCGCGUGCUCCCACCCAGCCUGCUGUGGCCCCACCUCCACCCAGAAGUUCAGCUGCUGAGUGAUCUCCUUAAGAUCAUCCAAAGCCUGAGCGCUCGCUGCCACCUGCACCCCUGGAUUCCUUGCCCUUGAUGGCUGCGUAGCCCCUGCUCCUGAGCCUGCCGUGGCGUCCGUGGUCAGCUGGCCACCCAGCAUGCAGUCCUCCUUCUGGCAGCAGCUCAGCUGUUUCUUCAAGUCUUGACUUUUCCCCAAGUACCCAGCCCUGCCUCCCCAGCAACAGGUGGGCAGUGACCCCAGCAAGGCCAGCCUGGUCCUCCCAGGCCAUGGCCCGGUGUGGCAAGAAGCGAGGGCAGACCCGCGUCAGGUGUGGGUUUCUUGUCGCUGCCCGGCUCAGUGGUGAGGCCGGCCUCUGCCCAGUUGUGGCCUCGGCCUCGUUCUG
Sapajus apella (tufted capuchin) is the source of this 1917-nucleotide messenger RNA. Its product is annotated as keratin-associated protein 10-7-like. The record is from RefSeq and is a predicted model, not a curated record. The transcript has a single exon. Gene Ontology annotation, cellular component: keratin filament. The coding region runs from base 469 to 1539 and encodes 356 amino acids. NCBI's taxonomy places the organism in Eukaryota, Metazoa, Chordata, Mammalia, Primates, Cebidae.